Aspergillus tanneri is the source of this 1254-nucleotide messenger RNA. RefSeq names its product phosphoglycerate kinase pgkA (gene pgkA). Gene Ontology annotation, biological process: glycolytic process; gluconeogenesis. The coding region runs from base 1 to 1254 and encodes 417 amino acids. The transcript is spliced from 3 exons. The record is from RefSeq and is a predicted model, not a curated record. NCBI's taxonomy places the organism in Eukaryota, Fungi, Ascomycota, Eurotiomycetes, Eurotiales, Aspergillaceae. Gene Ontology annotation, cellular component: cytosol. Gene Ontology annotation, molecular function: ATP binding; ADP binding; phosphoglycerate kinase activity.
AUGUCUCUUUCCAACAAGCUCGCUAUUACUGACGUCGAUCUUAAAGACAAGCGUGUCCUGAUCCGGGUCGACUUCAACGUCCCUCUCGAUGAGAACAAGAAGGUGACUAACACCCAGCGUAUCGCCGGUGCUUUGCCCACAAUCAAGUAUGCUGUCGACAACGGUGCUAAGGCGGUUGUCCUCAUGUCCCACCUCGGCCGCCCCGAUGGCAAGAAAAACCCCAAAUACAGUCUGAAACCCGUGGUUCCCGAGCUGGAGAAGCUGCUCGGCAGGAGCGUCAUCUUCACGGAAGACUGUGUUGGCAAGGCUGCUGAGGACACCGUCAACAACGCUUCCGGUGGCCAGGUAAUACUCCUUGAGAACCUGCGUUUCCAUGCGGAGGAGGAAGGUAGCUACAAGGAUGAAGAGGGCAAGAAGGUCAAGGCCGAUAAGGAGAAGGUCGCCGAAUUCCGUAAGGGAUUGACUGCCUUGGGUGAUAUCUACAUCAACGAUGCUUUUGGAACCGCCCACCGUGCCCAUAGCUCUAUGGUUGGUGUGGAUCUGCCCCAGAAGGCUUCCGGUUUCCUGGUGAAGAAGGAGCUUGAGUACUUUGCCAAGGCUCUGGAGAACCCCCAGCGCCCAUUCCUGGCCAUUCUCGGAGGCGCCAAGGUCUCUGAUAAGAUCCAGCUGAUCGACAACCUGCUCCCCAAGGUCAACAGCCUCAUCAUCACCGGUGCCAUGGCCUUCACCUUCAAGAAGACCCUGGAGAACGUCAAGAUCGGCAACAGCCUGUUCGAUGAAGCUGGCAGCAAGAUCGUCGGCGACAUUGUUGAGAAGGCCAAGAAGAACAACGUCCAGAUUGUUCUGCCCGUUGACUAUGUGACGGCCGACAAGUUCGCUGCGGACGCAAAGACUGGCUAUGCCACCGAUGCUGAGGGCAUCCCCGACGGCUACAUGGGCCUGGACGUUGGUGAGAAGAGUGUCGAACUGUACAAGAAGACUAUCGCCGAAGCUAAGACCAUCUUGUGGAAUGGACCCCCCGGUGUCUUCGAGUUGGAGCCCUUCGCCAAAGCUACUAAGGAGACUCUCGACGCUGCCGUCGCGGCUGCCCAGUCCGGCAGCAUUGUCAUUAUCGGUGGUGGUGACACUGCCACCGUUGCUGCCAAGUUCGGGGCUGAGGAGAAGCUCAGCCAUGUCUCUACCGGUGGUGGUGCCUCAUUGGAACUUCUGGAGGGCAAGGAGCUGCCCGGCGUCGCUGCCCUGUCAAGUAAGUAA